Messenger RNA from Podarcis raffonei (Aeolian wall lizard), 752 nucleotides. Its product is annotated as E3 ubiquitin-protein ligase TRIM11-like. The record is from RefSeq and is a predicted model, not a curated record. The transcript has 3 exons. The coding region runs from base 79 to 654 and encodes 191 amino acids. NCBI's taxonomy places the organism in Eukaryota, Metazoa, Chordata, Lepidosauria, Squamata, Lacertidae.
AGGUGCCAUGAAAAUAAAGCUGUGGAUCCAAUAGCUUUUCCUCCCGGAUUUAAAAAGCGAAUUGAGAAAUUCUCUAAAAUGCAUCCUUUUCUGGAGACCGCCAUGAAGGAAUUCAAAGACAUUGUGCUCUCUGGGCCGCAAGAAAAGAAAGGUGCAUUUCCAGGUGAAGACAUGCCCAAAUUAGUUCUAUCAUCAUAUUCCACCUUGCCCUGGGGUUCUUACAGAGGGCCCAACGAAUUGUUUUGUUGUUCCUAUGUUAUGGGCGUUGAGAGAAUCACCUCUGGGACCCAUUCCUGGAUAGCGAACGUGGGGGGUGAAAAGUUCUGGGCCGUGGGGGUGGCCAACGAGACUUUAAGGGGAUGCAAUAUUGUCAAUUUGAAUGCUGGUCUUGGGAUCUGGGCUAUCGUCCGGACUUCCGCUGGUGCUUAUUACCCAACCACAGCUCCUGGAAUAUCCCUGGGUCCAUUGCCCAAGUCUAGCAAUACAGCCUGUAAGUUGGAGAACUUCCAGUCCAAGAGGAUCUCUGUGUGUGUGAACUAUAAAAAAAGAUGGGUGAUCUUCUCUGACGCCGACUCUCACAGCGUCAUCUUCACUUUCACCAAUGCUGCGUUCUCUGGGGAGGGGGUCUGCUCCUGGUUCAGUGUGGGGCAAUGAAAUGAGGUUGUCUUUGGGGGGCAAUCAAGAUCCAUCUGAGAAUGGCAAAAUUGACUUGGUUGGGCCAAAUCCUUUUGAGCAAGGGAGGGGUAGGUGGA